AUGUGUUCAUGGACGCCGGAUCCACCUCGGAGAUGGUGGCUCUACCAGCUGCCUAUCCUACGGCUCGUUGUCUCGGGGCUCGCUCCAGUCAGCGUCUUCUUCGUUGUGUCCGGUUACACAAUAUCGCACCACUUUCUGACCUUGGUUCGUAAAGGAGAGUUCGAGAAAGCAGGCUCGGCCAUCGCGUCGUCCGUCUUCCGCCGCCACACCCGGCUCUUCCUUCCACCCGCCGUGGUUGGGUUCGUCACCCUCAUGAUGGGUUAUUUCAACUUGUUCCCCGACAAGGGGCUACCCGGCGUUGCUUAUCCGACGAGGCCUCUGCCACACUUUGACUCUCUCUGGGGCCAGCUGCAGUACUACAUCCAUGCCGAAGUCCUCACCACCGACCCCAUCGGCCAGCCUGUUGUUCGAGCCGAUUCCGAAGAUCCAGAGCCUCUACUUGACCCCCACCUCUGGACAAUCCCUAUCGAGUUUAUGAGCUCCAUGGUGGUGUUCAUGUUCCUGACGGCUUUCACCAGAGUGCAUAAUAAAGUCAGGAUGCUCUUUGCACUAAGCUUAGCGAUAUAUCUCCAAUGCGUCUUCGUCUAUUGGGGUAUGUUUUUGUUUCUCAGCGGCAUGUUCUUGUGCGACCUGCAUUUGGAGCUCGAGGACAGGCAAUGGAGGUGGCCAACCAGGCGAUCUGAGCCCGAACUCUCGAGCACUUUGCCCUCGGAUGGGGCCGUACAUCGGACAGUGGAGCGAGGCCACAUGUCUCGUCGCAUACUUGGACGGGGCGUUGGGCUCGUAUCAUUCUUGAUCUCACUGUGGCUGCUCAGUAUGCCAGAAGAUAUGGAGGAUGCAGCGAGGUCACCUGGCUACGUGACCCUAGCAUCCUUGGUCCCAGCAAGAUUCAAAGAGGCCCUUGUGAUACCAAUUGGGGCAGUCCUAACAGUAUUCGUUGUCGACCAAAACUCGUUCUUGCAGAUUCUUUUCACUAACCGGUUUUCCCAGUACAUGGGCAAGAUCUCUUUCUCGCUGUAUAUGAUCCAUGGUCCACUCCUAUAUUCAUUAGGCUUGGUCCUAGCUCGGUGGACUCUGGGUCUUGUCGGUGGCGGAGACACUGAGAUAUCCUACAUCUUUGGCAUUUUCUUGGCAUUCAUCCUAUGGGCACCUGCGGCGAUAUGGGUUUCAGACCUUACUACUACCUUCGUAGAUGCGAAGGCGAUAGAGUUUUCUAAAUGGGCAUAUAAGAUGCUUUUGAAGAAAGAGUGA
Colletotrichum gloeosporioides is the source of this 1251-nucleotide messenger RNA. RefSeq lists its product as uncharacterized. NCBI's taxonomy places the organism in Eukaryota, Fungi, Ascomycota, Sordariomycetes, Glomerellales, Glomerellaceae. The record is from RefSeq and is a predicted model, not a curated record. Gene Ontology annotation, cellular component: membrane. Gene Ontology annotation, biological process: polysaccharide biosynthetic process. The transcript is spliced from 2 exons. The coding region runs from base 1 to 1251 and encodes 416 amino acids. Gene Ontology annotation, molecular function: acyltransferase activity, transferring groups other than amino-acyl groups.